Messenger RNA from Lingula anatina, 592 nucleotides. RefSeq names its product growth factor receptor-bound protein 2-like. The record is from RefSeq and is a predicted model, not a curated record. NCBI's taxonomy places the organism in Eukaryota, Metazoa, Brachiopoda, Lingulata, Lingulida, Lingulidae.
AAAAUGCAAUACGGUAUAUUUUGCAAAUAAAAAUGUGUAAUAUGAAAUAGGCCUAUGUUUGUUUAGAACUUGGAAUGAGCCCCUUUUUUGAAGGGAUAAUGGCUUAACGCGCCUUUGUUCGUAAACCCAUCGUUCACUUUUGAAAAUGCAUGAUAAAAAGCAACUUAUUCAAAGCAAAUUAAUAACAUUUCAGAUAUUAUGUAUGAAUGAGCAAUACUGGUAUAAAGCAGAAUUAAACGGAAAAGUAGGAAUUGUCCCCAGCACUUCAGUUGAAAUGAGAGAUUACGACUGGUUUUUUGGUCCAAUAAAUCGUGAAAAAGCAGAAGAAAUUUUACUUGAAAGAAAAGCAGAUGGAACCUAUUCUCAACCAGAUGGUGCUUUCUUAGUAAGACAUGAUGAAAGUUCUGAAGGGAAAUUCUCUGUUUUAGUCAAAUUGGGUGAGUCUGUCCAACAGUUUAAAGUGCUCUCAGAUAACACGGGAAGAUAUUCCAUUUGGGGGAAGAAGUUUAACUCCUUGAAUCAGGUUCUAGAGCACCACAGAACUACCUCUGCCAGUACAACGCGGGCAGUUCUCCUUAAAGACAUGUUUUAG